AUGCAGUUCCCUUCUUCCCUUAUCGCUGCCGCGGCUCUCGCCCUUGCUGCUGGGCCUCAACUCGCCUCUGCCCUCUGGGAAUGUGAGAGCGGUCUCAACGCCCUCGGAGUCGAACCCGCCGAUGGCACUUUCUGGAUCCACUACACGUCUGUUCGUGAUAGCAAUUAUGAACCUAACGGAGAAGGUCACCCUGCCUUGACUGAUGCGACCGAUUGAUCGGCUAAAAUGCUAACCAACCUCGAUCCGUGGAUCCGUGUCUGCAACUCCAACAACGGCGCUUGGGAAUCUGCCCAGUUCGCCGUUGUUUGCACCAACUUUGAGAGCGGUAGUUCGGCGCAGACUUUCGGUGCCUCCAGCAUUGGUCUGAGUGAUGACAUUGUCGUCUAUAAUGGCGAGGGAUGCGAUGAGGACGCCUCGGAUCUGAAGGGAGGGUACAUCAAGUACGGCAGCACCACCAAGUCGCUCCAGGAUGGAUGUGGUUCCCGGGAUCAUGGAGUUACUUGCGAGUUCACUUACUAACAAGUGGGUACCUGCACUUAUAAAUAUUUGAGGGUACAGAGAUGGGCGUUCGAGUUACUGUUGUCAUAAUUUUUCUGAUGUUGGUUUUGCUUCACAUUUUGUAAUUCCUGAACUCUAGUGAGCUGAAAUCACAUUCUGGUUAACCUUACCUGGCUUGCGCGUAAUUCCAAUUUAGCCUACAGCGUUUAUUUUGGACCAAAAUCGCACUCAUCAAGAAUUCUGGUAUUCUGG
Messenger RNA from Aspergillus ibericus CBS 121593, 750 nucleotides. RefSeq lists its product as uncharacterized. The record is from RefSeq and is a predicted model, not a curated record. Bases 226 to 519 code for a protein of 97 amino acids. NCBI's taxonomy places the organism in Eukaryota, Fungi, Ascomycota, Eurotiomycetes, Eurotiales, Aspergillaceae. The transcript has 2 exons.